UCGGCCGCACAACCGCAGGAAGAGACGUGGCUGCUGCACCAUCCACAGUCGACGCAUGGCGGUAUUAGGGAACCCCGACAUGCUGACGAGGAAGAUAAAGCUGUGUCACAUCAACGCCCACAUCACAUGUCGUCUGUGUGAGGGCUACCUGAUCGACGCCACCACCGUCACCGAGUGCUUACACACCUUCUGUAGAAGUUGCCUAGUGAAGUAUCUGGAGGAAAACAACACGUGCCCCACGUGUAGGAUUGUUAUUCAUCAGAGCCAUCCACUGCAGUACAUCGGCCAUGACAGAACAAUGCAAGACAUUGUCUACAAGCUGGUACCGGGACUUCAAGAGGCGGAGAUAAAGAAGCAGAGGGAGUUUUAUCAGAAGUUGGGGAUGGAGGUGCCUGGAGACAUAAAAGGAGAGCUGUGCAACAUGAAGACUCAUCUAGAUCAGCGCAACGGCGAUGCGAAAUCAGAGGACACGGCCAAUAAGGAGGCAGGAGAGGAGAAACCAGAAGAGGACAACGACUAUCACCGUAGCGACGAGCAGGUCAGCAUCUGCUUGGAGUGCAACAGCAGCAAGCUUCGAGGUCUGAAGCGCAAGUGGAUCCGCUGUUCAGCACAAGCCACAGUCCUCCACCUCAAGAAGUUCAUCGCCAAAAAGCUUAACCUGACAUCAUUUAAUGAGCUGGACAUUUUAUGCAAUGAGGAAAUCUUGGGGAAGGACCACACUUUGAAAUUUGUUGUUGUGACAAGAUGGAGAUUUAAGAAAUCCCCCCUCCUGCUCCAUUACAGACCCAAGAUGGAUCUGCUGUAG
This is a messenger RNA of Seriola dumerili (greater amberjack), 805 nucleotides long. It is a transcript of the gene pcgf3, whose product is annotated as polycomb group ring finger 3. The coding region runs from base 56 to 805 and encodes 249 amino acids. Gene Ontology annotation, biological process: regulation of transcription by RNA polymerase II. Lineage: Eukaryota; Metazoa; Chordata; Actinopteri; Carangiformes; Carangidae. The transcript has 9 exons. Gene Ontology annotation, cellular component: PRC1 complex. The record is from RefSeq and is a predicted model, not a curated record.